GUUCCUAGAAGUACCUUCGGGGAUUUCAUAUCGUGCUGUCUUUGCGUUGGUGAAACGACUCCAAAUCGCAGGGGCCUGGUUCUUAAGUUCUAAGAUGGCUGGUGAUCCAGCUGAAAAGAAGGAUGCAGACACUGUGGGGGUCAAGGAACGAGAACGUAAACCGAGCCGCUCACGGGAGGGUGAACGCAAAGGCUCUCCUUCCAAGGACAGAAAACCGCGCCAGAGAUCCCGUGACCGAAAUCGCUCCAAAUCUGCAGAGAGAGAUCGCCGGCCGAAAGAUAAGGAUAGGGACAAGGACCGAGACCGGGGCCGCAAGGACAGAGAUAAAGACAGUCAUCGGCGUGACCGCAGCAAGAAAUCAAGAAGUGUGUCCCCCAAAUCAAAGGAGAGGCUGAAGAGGGAAAAGGAUCUUAAAAAAGAGGAUGAUGAAGAAGAUGACAAAAAGAAGAAAGAGAAAGUCCAGCCAUUGUCUUUGGAGGAGCUUCUGGCUAAGAAGAAGGCAGAGGAGGAGGCUGAGGCGAAGCCCAAGUUCCUGUCUAAGGCUGAGCGGGAAGCAGAGGCUCUGAAACGGAGGGAGCUGCAGAUGGAGGACAAGCGGAGGAUGAUCGAAGAGGACAGGAAAAAGAGGAGGGUGUUCCAGGACAUAGGGAGGAAGAUGAUGGAGGACCCCCAGGAGAGGGACAGACGCGAGCGGAGGGAGCGGAUGGAACGAGAGAGCAACGGGAAUGAGGAAGAUGACGGCCGACAGAAGAUCAGAGAGGAGAAGGACAAGGGCAAGGAGCUCCAGGCCAUCAAGGAGCGGUAUCUCGGCGGUAUGAAGAAGCGUCGGCGGACACGCCACUUGAAUGACAGGAAGUUUGUCUUUGAGUGGGACGCUUCGGAAGACACGUCGACCGACUACAACCCCAUUUACAAAGAGAAGCACCAUGUGCAGCUGUAUGGGCGGGGCUUCAUCGCCGGCAUCGACCUGAAGCAGCAGAAGAGAGACCAGUCACAUUUCUAUGGCGACCUGAUGGAAAAGAGACGUACACUGGAGGAGAAGGAGCAGGAGGAGGUGAGGCUGAAGAAGGUCCGUAAGAAGGAGGCCAAGCAGAGGUGGGACGACAGACACUGGUCUCAGAAGAAGCUGGAGGAGAUGACAGACAGGGACUGGCGAAUCUUUAGGGAGGACUACAGCAUCACCACCAAGGGAGGCAAGAUCCCCAACCCCAUCAGGAACUGGAAAGAGUACACCAUGCCCCCACACAUCAUUGAAGUCAUCGAUAGCUGUGGUUACAAGGAACCCACACCUAUCCAGAGACAAGCCAUUCCUAUCGGCUUACAGAAUCGUGACAUCAUCGGCGUGGCUGAGACGGGUAGCGGUAAAACGGCUGCCUUCCUCAUCCCUCUGCUGGUCUGGAUCACUACCCUGCCCAAGAUUGACCGGAUUGAGGACUCGGAUCAGGGGCCGUACGCUGUGAUCCUGGCUCCCACCCGUGAGUUGGCCCAGCAGAUCGAGGAGGAGACCCUCAAGUUUGGGAAACCCUUGGGGAUCCGCACUGUGGCCGUGAUUGGAGGCAUUUCCAGAGAGGACCAGGGCUUCCGCCUCCGCAUGGGCUGUGAGAUUGUAAUUGCCACUCCUGGUCGACUGAUCGACGUGUUGGAGAAUCGCUAUCUGGUCCUGGGGCGUUGUACCUAUGUGGUACUGGACGAGGCUGACCGCAUGAUUGACAUGGGCUUCGAGCCGGACGUCCAAAAGAUUCUGGAAUACAUCCCAGUGACCAAUCAGAAACCAGACACAGACGAGGCUGAGGACCCUGAGAAGAUGCUGUUGAACUUUGAGUCUGGAAAACACAAGUAUAGACAGACGGUCAUGUUCACAGCCACCAUGCCCGCUGCUGUGGAGCGGCUGGCCAGAAGCUAUCUGCGGCGCCCUGCAGUGGUCUACAUCGGCUCUGCAGGCAAACCCCACGAGAGAGUGGAACAGAAGGUCCUGCUCAUGUCAGAGGGAGAGAAGAGGAAGAGGCUUCUGGAUGUUUUGGCACGUGGCUUUGAGCCGCCCAUCAUCAUCUUUGUCAACCAGAAGAAGGGCUGUGAUGUGCUGGCCAAGUCCCUGGAGAAGAUGGGGUACAAUGCUUGCACAUUGCACGGCGGCAAGGGCCAGGAGCAGCGAGAGUUUGCUCUGUCCAACCUCAAGGCUGGAGCCAAGGACAUCCUGGUGGCCACCGAUGUGGCUGGGCGAGGUAUCGACAUCCACGACGUCUCCAUGGUGCUUAACUAUGACAUGGCCAAGAACAUUGAAGACUACAUCCAUCGUAUUGGUCGUACUGGUCGUGCUGGGAAGAGUGGUAUGGCCCUCACCUUCCUCACGAAGGAGGACUCCACUGUGUUCUAUGACCUGAAGCAAGCCAUCCUGGAAAGCCCCGUGUCCAACUGUCCACCUGAGCUGGCCAACCACCCAGAUGCCCAGCAUAAGCCUGGCACCAUCCUCACCAAGAAGAGACGUGAGGAGACCAUCUUCGCCUGACCUGCCAGUCCAUGUUAUCCGACAAGCCCUGGACGUGUCACACAGACUGCAUACUGGGGUUCCAGUCAGAUAUCAUGUCUCUGUAUCUCUGCAUACAUAUUUGCCAGCGAGUCUGUUGAUGGAAAUACUUUUUAUGGCCAUGGGCUAGCUUGCUUUGCAGAAAUGCACAAGACGAUUAGAUUUGUCCUUCUGCAGGAAUCUGUGGCUUCAUAAAAGCCUUUGUGUUUUCUCAUUUUGUCUCGUUUGUAUUUGGACAGAUUUAAAUUGUGUAAAGAGACCAAUGCAUUCUAUUCCUUGUUUUUUUUUCUCAGUCAAAUAGAUGUGAAUUGAUUACAAUGCAAGAUGCUACACUGAUAGCAGUUUUAAGUGAAUUAAACAACGGUCUAAUGGUAUAAAUUGGUGUAGUGUUGAUUUUCAUAAAGAGACAGCAGUGUUAAAAGUACAUAAAAUGUCAUGUUUAUUUUACUUAGUCGUAUUUUGCUUAGCAUUGUAAUUCUAUGUUCAUGUAGAAAGCAUUCUAUACAGCAUCAGGCAAGAAAUGUUCCACUUUUUCCAUUUUUGUUCUCUUCAGAAAUGUGGGAAAGGGGUGUGUUGGAUCACGCUAGCACGCUAUGAUUGAGUUUGGUGGACACAUGGUUAUAUUUAGUGCAGUUAUUGCAUUACAGAGCAACCAUUGAAAAAAAAUAAUAGUGCAAUUUUUUUUAUCUACUUACACAAAAGAGGAAGUCCAAAUGGUCUAAGGCGUCUUCAAUGUUAGGGUUAGUAUUGCAUACAGGAGAGACAAGAGGACAUUAAAGUGUAACCCUUGUAAAAAUUGUGCUUCAUAAAUUGAAAAAAACGUAUCAAUUUCUAUAUUGGUCCGCUUUAAAAAACAUCUUGCCAAAGUACAGUUAAAACAGGGAACUAAAACAUGCAAGGCUGCAUUUUAAUAACUCACUCAUUUCUUUAUAUUAUAAAGGCAUUUUUCUGCCACUUGUUAUAAGAUAUUCUAAAGCAAGUAAGUAUUAGACAACCUUUUCCUAUUGAUCGAUCAAAGUGUUAUACUGAAUGCAUUUCAGUUUCAAUAUAGGUUCAGGUGGUUUUCUUUUCAGAAAUGUUUAAGUGACAAUGUAUUUUGCAGACAGAUUGAAUUGUCUUCACAACAAGAAUAUCACGCAAGAUAACAAGGAGAUUUGUAAUCAAUGCAUUACUAAAGUACUUAAGAAAGAAACAAUCAAGUUUCAUGCAACACUUGCAUAGAUAUAUAUUUCUCUUUUUUUUAUCAUGCUGUGAUUAUUGGAAAAAUACCGAAAACUACAGAAAGAUAAUCGGUGAACGUGGAAGUACUAGACCAGCAGUCUGGCCAAAGUCAGUCCCAAUGAUCCCUGUGCAGACAGGUCUCUUCCCCACGGUGUCCAAUCCAAAUGCUCAUGGACUAAAGGUACAGUCACAGUUGCUACAGCUGUGAAUCCUUUUGGAACACCACACCAAGUUCUUAACAAGAGUCUAUGAGGUGACCUGUUGAAUGUGAGUCAGUGAUUGGCUGAUGGAGGCUGAGCUCUCAUGCACAGGGACACUUAAGGGUCUGCCUAAACAGCUGAGGUUGGUAGACAGUUGCAGUACACACAGACCAACAAAGAUGCAAGGGACUAAAUAGUUUGUGCUGGAAGUGUAUGUAUGUUUGGAGGGUAUUUUCAAACAAACUAAAGAGCAAAUAUUUUAUGAAAAGUGUUGUGAUACUGUAUGUGUGUGAGGGAGUGAGGGCGCAAAUGCUACAAUCAAUCAUGUGCUACAAUCAACUUGAUGACAAUCAUUUGGGGGAAAUGACAUCAGCUAACACCAGGGAGUGCUAGAGGUGCAUGCAAAUAGAGUAUACUUAAAUGUGUGUGAAAGAAUGUGUGUAAACAAGUAGGUUGGCAUUUAAUUUGUCCACAUUUGAAAUAAACUUUCAUUUCAUCAUCCUGA
Molecule: messenger RNA, 4450 nt
Organism: Hypomesus transpacificus
Lineage: Eukaryota; Metazoa; Chordata; Actinopteri; Osmeriformes; Osmeridae
Gene: ddx23
Product: DEAD (Asp-Glu-Ala-Asp) box polypeptide 23
Exons: 17
Coding region: 95-2506 (803 amino acids)
Biological process (GO): mRNA splicing, via spliceosome
Cellular component (GO): catalytic step 2 spliceosome
Molecular function (GO): RNA helicase activity; RNA binding; ATP binding
Source: RefSeq, a predicted model, not a curated record